UUUUUUUCUUUAAAGACCACAACACUGAAAGACAGCGCGUCGGAGAAGUGCCGUACUGAGAAGCGUGGUGGUGGAGCAGCCUGUCCACGGGCUGUAGGGUGACUGUGUGCUUAAACAUUUUUAAAAGAGACAGAAAAAGAAGAAGGUCACUUCGUUUCGUCGGAUGUACAAGGAGUCGCUCCUGACACCGCGGACUGUGGCUUAACUGUGAAGUUAAAAAAGGAGGGUUUUAAAGUUGUAACAGGAGGAAUAAUAGACGCACCCUGCCGAACAGAGGAUCCGCAUCUUUAUAAUUUCGGGGGGGUUUUGCCUGGGAGAUGCGAUGAUUUCUGCAGUAGCGACAGGUUAAUAGUUUUGUUCGCUUUAAAAAAUAUAUAGAUAGAUAGAUAGAUAUAUUUGGGUUUUUUUGCAGGUGAAACUCGGCUGUGUUUUUCCUUCUUCGAUCUGGGAUGGUUAAAAUGAGCAAGAGUGCGGAUUUACAUGCCUGGGACAAGUUCUGAUUUUUGCUUUAAAAGAAAAAAACAAAAACAACAACUCAGACUGCAAAAACCAAAGACAUCAAUCUGCUUAAAGAUCCAAGAGCUCUGGCUUUGAUUUUAUUUAUACGUUUUUCGAUAUAACUGAGAAGUGAAAUACCUCAUAAUUUAUUAAACCUGGAAAGUCAAGACCCCCUACUGAACACCCAAAGGAAAGUUAAACCGUCUGUUUUUUCCUGCUAGACUCUCGCUCUUUCCUCUCAAUAUUUCAAAGACAGAAAAAUAAGGAAUAAGACCGCGACAAAGCUUUAUUAUUAUUAUUAUUUUCAAAUGAUGAGGAUUGAGAUGACAUAUAAAAAUCGGUUUUAGAAACUAUUUGGUGUGGAUUAUCUCCGCUACUGUUACCUCAGCUUGACCUCGACCUUCAUAAAGUAGCAGAGUGCAGAAGGUUGGAACAAUGCCAGAUUCACCUGCGGAUGUGAAAACCCAGCCCAGGUCCACCCCACCCACCAUGCCUCCUCCACCCCCGGCUGUCAGCCAAUCAACCAAUCGCAAUGCUUCGUUCACCCCUACCACCAGUAAAUCAAAUCUGUCAGAUGCCCCUCAGGCCCCUCCGAAACUACUGACCCAGUUCACGCCGCCUCCUCCUCCUGUCUGUUUAUCUGCAGUGCUGAAUGGGAGCAGCCACUCUCCUACAUCGCUAAACGGUGCUCCAUCCACUCCUAACGGCUUCAGCAACGGGCCGGCCAUGUCCUCGACAGCCUCGUUGUCCAACCAGCAGCUCCCGCCGGCCUGCGGCGCCCGGCAGCUCUGCAAACUGAAGCGCUUCCUGACCACGCUGCAGCAAUUUGGCAACGACAUAUCGCCUGAGAUUGGAGAGAGAGUGCGCAGCCUCGUCCUGGGACUGGUGAAUUCCACUCUCACCAUUGAAGAAUUUCACUCUAAACUUCACGAGGCCACCAACUUCCCUCUGAGGCCGUUCGUCAUUCCUUUCUUAAAGGCAAACCUGCCCUUGCUGCAGAGAGAACUGCUUCACUGUGCCAGGUUGGCCAAGCAGACCCCAGCUCAGUAUCUGGCCCAACACGAGCAGCUACUCCUGGACGCAAACGCCAGCUCACCACUCGACUCCUCCGAGAUAAUGCUGGAGAUGAAUGAGCAUGGCAAGAGAAGGACCCCUGACAGGACCAAAGACAGCUCUGAGAGAGAUGGGUUGCACCCGGAGCACCUGGCUAAGAGGCCCUGCACCAUCAGCCCCAGCCAACGCUUCAGCCCCAGCACGGGUCUUCCUGCUCACCCUCCUCUCAAUGGACUCCCCACACACCCUCCCAAUGGCAUCCCCCACCCACCAAACCCCCAAGUGGGACCCCAGCACUAUCGUUUAGAAGACAUGGCUCUGGCACACCAAUACAGAGAUGCUUACAGGCAUAACGAACACCGCGAAGUCCGUGACAGGCACCGGCAGACAGCAGUCCACGGAGCUCGCCAAGAGGAAGUGAUUGAUCACCGUCUUACAGAUCGAGAGUGGGCAGAGGAAUGGAAGCACCUCGAUAAUCUCCUCAACUGCAUCAUGGACAUGGUAGAGAAGACAAGGCGCUCUUUGACAGUGCUGCGCCGCUGCCAGGAGGCCGACCGGGAGGAGAUGAAUCACUGGAUCCGGCGCUACAGUGACGUGGAGGAGAUGAAAAAAGGUGGGAGCAACGGACAGCACUGCCUUCCUCCUCCUCCUCUUCCUCCUCCUCACCACAACUCCUCCUCCAACACAGCUAGCAGCAGCGAGUCACUGCCCGUAGGAACUUCCUCGGCUGCUGAAAGGCAGACAGGCAGACAGACAGAGAUCCAUCGAGACUUCUUACACAGGCCUCCCUCAGGAUACCUCCCGGAAGAAAUCUGGAGGAAAGCUGGUACUACAAGCAUCCCGCUCUCCCCAGCACUAAAGCACCUCCAAAACAAGCAGGAGGAGGCAGUGAAUGAGGUGAAGCGACAGGCGAUGUCGGAGCUGCAGAAAGCAGUGUCAGACGCUGAGAGGAAGGCUCAUGAGAUGAUUUCUGCCGAGCGCUCCAAAAUGGAGAGGGCACUGGCUGAAGCCAAGAGGCAAGCCUCUGAGGAUGCAUUAACAGUCAUCAACCAGCAGGAAGACUCCAGUGAAUCUCAACAGAGCUGCUGGAAUUGUGGGAGGAAAGCCAGCGAGACGUGCAGCGGCUGCAACACAGCUCGCUACUGUGGCUCCUUCUGCCAACACAAAGACUGGGAGAAGCACCACCACGUCUGUGGUCAAGGCCUUCAGGGGCUGCCAGGGGGCAGCAGUGUCCCUCUAGGAACCCCCUCCUCCAGCUCCUCCGCCUCCUCCAGCGCGCCCCCAACUCACUCCGAGCGCACUCCUCCAGGACCCCUGUCACUCGCAGCCCAGAGCAGUAUUGCGGGAGGGGCCGGCAGCGGCAGCGGAAGUGUUUCUGCCAGCCCCAAAGAGAGCAGUUCCAGCAGUGCCUCUCGCUCCACAACUCCAGCCACCCCCGCACUACUGGAUGCCACCUCUCGCUGACGUCUGAACUUCGUCCCUUCCCUGCAUACUGAAGUGACAGCGCUCACACUCCACACAAAACCAAACUGAGGAAUCUUCAUCGCAAACUGCUCCAGUCCCCUCCUUUACCUCUUAUUUCCAUUAUAUCCCGAUCUGUAACAUCUUCUCUUUAACCUGAUGAUGGACUUGUUUCCUCACCUUCCUCCAGAAUACUUUCUCUUUUACAGCCACAGAUACAAAGAUUGUGGUCUGGGGUUCAAUGUAGUGUAAAGCAUGACGAGUGCAGUGUCUCCUUUCUCUGUUGAAGAAACAUAUCAGAUGUGUUUGCUGAGAACAUGAGCUUUGACUUGAAGAUUUGCCCUCAGUAACGUAAGCAUGGUAAAUAAUGUCCACUAUAAGGGCUGUGAGGAGGCAGCAUCAAUGGGGGAUGACUAGGCCGAUUAGCACCUGGAUAGGAUUUCCCUUUAAUUUAGCACCAAUGAGAUGAGCCCUGAGAUGUGCACUAACAGUCCAAACAGUUCCCAGAUGUGGGACUUUUUCUAGUAUCCUAUUGGAGAAAGGCAAGGAGCAUAAUACCUUUUUUGUUAUUUUUGAGGGAAGGGGUAAAAGUUGGGAUGCGAUUAAUUCCUCAGAAACACAGCUUAGUAUUUAUAAAAGUUCUUUUCUGGCUUUAAGGGAAAACAAAGAGAAGUCCAAAUAUUCUAAAUAAAGAAUAAUAGCGAUGAUGCUGAUGUUGAUUAUGAUAACAGUAAUGAUAUGAAAAAAAUAACUUAAUUUUGAACUGCUAACUACCUUGCUAGCGAGCCAAGAAAAUCUACACCGGACUCACCUCUCUGCACCAUUAUGAACCCAAAUGAUUUCAAAGAUGAAAAAUAACAUGAUCCAAACCUUUGUAUUACACUGCCAAAGUGAGUAAGUAAGCGAUAAAGAGAAGCACUCAUCUUGUAACCAAACACAAAGCAACAUCACCUCCUCAGCAGAUAAGCCAGCCCUGAGACGACCGGGCUGCAGAGGAGCUGCAAAACGGGACCCAGAGACAGCAAACUGUGACCUGCUUUGAUGUGCAGCUGCCUCCUGCAGUCUGGGUAAAAGUACAGCGAUUCCUCAGAGACGGCCCAGACUAGUGAAUAUGGACAAUGCUCUGAACUUACCUACAAGAAAGACUUAAUGAAAUAGAUGGAAACCCUGCAACAGUGUGUUUUUGUUUAAAUGGUAGAGAGGACAAAGAGGAAGGAAAAAAGCUACACAGCCUCAAAGGAGACGAUGGUGUGUACAUGGCAAAGGAGCUGCCGAAACAGAAAAAAAAAACCUCAACACAAGCUUGAAAACAUUGUCCAAGAUGGCAUUACAAACUAUGGAGAUACGUGGAAGGAUUGUUUGUAAGUUUUUGUUGUUUUUUGUUUUGUUUUUAAUUUACGCUCCACAGCGAGGAGAUCUUUGAAGGAAUUACCUUUACAUUCACUCCCUCCUUUUCCAAAGCAUGAUAAACACAAGACAGAGCCUAAAAAAGGGCGGUGUAGACUUUGUUCUCCUUUCUCUUUCUACCUCCCCUCACCCCUCUCCUCCCUUCCAUGUUCUUCCCCAACUACUUGACUCACAUGUGCCCUACCCCUCCGCUGGCUUUGGACAGAGAGCAACAAAGCAAGCCCCACGGGUAGGGCUGAACCCGCUUGUAGAUAUCGUUCCUCUCUUCAUUUUUCAAUAAUGUCUCUUGUUGCUGAUGUCCACACGUGCUGCCCUUGUGUAUAUCCGGAAAGACGGACUUUUGUUUUUGUUUUGCUACCUUUCACUUUCCUCCUUUGAGUUCGGGUUGAGCAGUGAAGACAGAGCAAGGACGCUUUUGUUUAUGAGAGGAAGGCCUGCAUUGUACUUAUUGUUUGAUUUGUUGAAUCUAUAUCAAUGAGAUGGAAACCCCUCUUGUAGAAUAUUUUGUAUUGCUCGCAUUGUAAGACAGUGAGAGGACGGAGGUGCAAUAUGAAGAGAAUUCAGCUACUGAAUGGAACCUCAGCAACUGCCCAUAGGGUGUCAUAUAAUAUAGAUACAUAUAAAUAUAUUUAAAGUAACAUCAGUAACUUAAUGUGAAUGUACAUAGUAUUUAAAGAGGUCCAAAAAUGUGUUUGCCAAAUAACAGAAACCUUUAAAGUUUAAUGUCCAGAUUUUUUUUCACAGUACAUUUGUUUUUAAAAUUGAUCAAAUUUCUUUUCUCUCAUACAAGUUAAACACUUUUUCAAUUUUCACUCAAAUCAAAGUGUCAUGUGACUCCGAGUGGAGGAAACUGUUGGCAACAGUGGCAAAACAGCUCUGCAUCCUGCAGUAGGUGACUCAACAGUGUGUAUUAAUAGAAAGGCUCAGUGGUAACUCAAUUAGUUUGUUUUUUUCUUCUCAUUUACACCAAUUUUUGGAAAUGUCAUACUUGACACAUCACGUCAAGCACUCAGUUUCUUACCAGCCGUUUAGCUCCAGCGCCCCUGUAGUGAUCCUCUCUCUCUUGGUCCCCAUCAGUCUGCGUGCAUGUGGUUAACAGUGUUUGUUUCUCCCAUGGUGCAGGAUUAAGCGAUACGCCAGUGUUAAGCUACAGUACAUGACAAAUCUAAUUUGAUACCCAAUCUUUAAAAUGUUGUUCUUUACUCCUCGCUGCUUAUUGUUCAUUUGUAAAGAAACAAUUUGAGUAUAAGCUGCUGACCUGGGGGUGGGGGUGGGGUUGGGGGCAGGUCUUUAGUUUCAGGCCAAGAGAGUAGCACGACUUCUUUCGCGCUGUUUUUUCUUUUCCAGGCUUUCCCACACGCCUCAGCAAUAAGGUUAACACGAGAAUACUAAACAGUCAAAAAGCCUUGAAAAAAAUGUGUGUGCAUAUUUUAUAUUGAUUAUUGUAUAGCUUACAUGCUUGGCGUCCUUUGCUUGGACCAAAUGGGGAAAAAAGAGUAACUUUGUU
This is a messenger RNA of Pundamilia nyererei, 5926 nucleotides long. It is a transcript of the gene cbfa2t3, whose product is annotated as CBFA2/RUNX1 partner transcriptional co-repressor 3. The record is from RefSeq and is a predicted model, not a curated record. Gene Ontology annotation, molecular function: transcription corepressor activity. Gene Ontology annotation, cellular component: nucleus. Bases 934 to 3015 code for a protein of 693 amino acids. The transcript is spliced from 12 exons. Gene Ontology annotation, biological process: DNA-templated transcription; negative regulation of DNA-templated transcription. Lineage: Eukaryota; Metazoa; Chordata; Actinopteri; Cichliformes; Cichlidae.